Canariomyces notabilis is the source of this 2264-nucleotide messenger RNA. RefSeq names its product MFS general substrate transporter. The transcript has 2 exons. Gene Ontology annotation, biological process: transmembrane transport. The record is from RefSeq and is a predicted model, not a curated record. NCBI's taxonomy places the organism in Eukaryota, Fungi, Ascomycota, Sordariomycetes, Sordariales, Chaetomiaceae. The coding region runs from base 200 to 1903 and encodes 567 amino acids. Gene Ontology annotation, cellular component: plasma membrane. Gene Ontology annotation, molecular function: transmembrane transporter activity.
CUCAUCCUUGAUUAUCUAUUACUAACGUUGGAGCGCUCGCAGUCUCGAAAACUUUGAACCCGGCACGUCUCACUGCGCCGAUUCAGCCAACUACCGUUGAAGCGGCCAGCGUUGCCCUCUCAUUCAGCACUCCCCAACGUGUGUUGUCUCAGCGAUUAAGAUUUGCAACAGUAAAGGUCUGCGAGGCUUUUCCCUCCCAAUGGGCUCCGAGACGUUAAAUCCCGGCGAUCCCGCGGUCGGGGUUCAGGAGAAGGGUGGGAGCAGCAGUGACAGCCAGGACGUCGACCCGGGACCGAAAUCUGAGGUGCCAUCUGACACAGAGGCCGCGGCCAUCAACGGCGACGCACCACAAAAGACAAAGAAGUCGCUAGCAUUCCACCUCAGCUUCAUCGCCAUUACCUUCCUCUCCUUUCUCUUCUCCCUCGAUGCCACCACCCAGGCAGUGGCGCUUCCUGUCAUCGCCGAGCAACUGCACGGCACCACGCUGCAGUCCUUUUGGGCCAACAUCGGCUACCUACUGUGCGUCGUCGUCACGCUGCCGCUGUACACGGCCGUGUCGGACGUGUUUGGCCGCAAGCCGACGCUGUACUUUGGCAUCUUUUUGUUCGCCCUGGGCUCCCUCGUCUUCGCCAUCGCCCAGAACAUGGUCACGGUCGUCGUCGGGCGCGUGCUGCAGGGCAUUGGCGGCGGCGGCAUGGACCUCAUGUCCGAGAUCAUCGUCGCCGACAUGACUACCCUGCAGGAGCGCUCCCUCUACCUCGGCCUCCUCGCCAUCCCCACCGCCAUCGGCAGUAUUCUCGGCCCCACCCUCGGCGCCCUCUUCACCGCAAACGUCUCGUGGCGCUGGAUCGGCUGGAUCAACCUGCCCAUUCUGGGCGUGUCGCUGUUCCUGAUCGUCGUCUUCCUCCGCCUGCGCCCCAUCGACAGCUCCAUCGCGAGCAAGCUCAAGCGCGUCGACUGGGGCGGGUCCUUCCUCUCUCUCGCGGGCAUCACCUUGUUCGUGGUGCCCCUCAGCUGGGCGAACUCGCUGUACCCCUGGCGGGCCUGGGAGACGCUGGUGCCGUUGCUCAUCGGCGCCGCGCUGGUGUUUGCCUUCAUGAUGUACGAGUUCAAGGUCCCCAAGCAGCCCAUCUUCCCGUUGCGCCUCUUCCACUCGCGCACCGUCCACCUGACCCUCCUGGGAAACUUUGCCUACGGCGCCUCGCUCUACUCAGUGCUGCAGUACCUGCCGUUGUUCUACCAGGCCGUCACGCUCCGCACCGCCAUCGGCGCCGCCGUCACGCUGCUCCCCACCAGCAUUGUCAGUGUGGUCUUUGCCGUUGGAGGUGUCAUUAUGGUCGGCGUCCUCGGGAAGGGUUACGUCUGGGCCAUUAUCAUGUACUGGGUCAUUCUUACCGUGGGCAGCGGCCUGCUGGGCCUCCUGGGCGAGAAUUCCUCGGCCAGUAUGCUGCUUGGUCUUCCGAUCCUGUGGAGCUCGGCCAUCGGCGCCCUGAUGCGUCUUCUCCACCUGCCGCUGCAAGCAAGUGUGUCCAGCGUCGACGACACGGGGCUUGUCAUUGGUCUGCUGCUUGUGGUUCGGCUGCUCGGCGGUGUCGUGGGGCUCGCCAUGUCGUCUAGCAUCUUCAACAGCGUGUUUGAAGCGUCCACCCGGCAUCUGGACCUCAUGGGCCCGUUGGCUCCGCUCAGGGAUGCGAGCCAGGCCGUUUCGUUUAUUCCGCAGCUGUUGAACGUGAAUCUGCCUCCGGAAACAUUAGACCCGGUGCUGCAGGCCUACGCGACAGCUAUGCGGGCCAUCUUCUACACCAUGACGGGCUUUAGCGGCGUCGGCUUGUUGACGGCGCUGUUUACGCAGGAUGUUAGCCUCAAGCGGACUGAGCUUGGCCGACAACGCUUUGAGAACUGAGCGGGUAUGAUGAUAUGGUGACACUGACCUACUUAUUCAUAGAAACCUCAGCAUAGUAUCAGGUUCCAAGGCCGCAUCUCGUAUGAUGCGGUCGUAGUGGCUAAGACAGCUGAGACAUGGCAUUUUUGUAUAUUGUUUAGUCCAAGGGAUUUGUAAUAGACUCGGAACAAGAUGGUCAUAAGCUAGCAGGCUACAGAUGCAUGUACAGUAGUCCAAACUAAAACCAGGUGUGACUUCGCUUCAGGGUUGGGGGAACCGGGUCUAUAGAGAUGUAUCUAUUUAAUUCGGUGUCAUAAGUACAUAGUGUACGAGUAGGCAGUAAAAGCUUAGUAGCAGUUUAAAUCGAUGUAGAACAAGGAGU